Molecule: messenger RNA, 4697 nt
Organism: Chiloscyllium plagiosum (whitespotted bambooshark)
Lineage: Eukaryota; Metazoa; Chordata; Chondrichthyes; Orectolobiformes; Hemiscylliidae
Product: phospholipase D1-like
Biological process (GO): regulation of vesicle-mediated transport; regulation of microvillus assembly; intracellular signal transduction
Cellular component (GO): plasma membrane region; intracellular membrane-bounded organelle
Molecular function (GO): D-type glycerophospholipase activity; phosphatidylinositol binding
Source: RefSeq, a predicted model, not a curated record
GUCUUGGCCAGUGUGGGUGAGGCUACAAGUUUAGCUAGUUGCUGCACUGCAGAUCCUCAUCAAGUUAGGAGCUCACAGUCGUCUGAUGUCUCUGUGAACAUCGUGGAGAUUGAAACAGGAUCUCAACUUUUCUUGUCUGCUCUUUUGCCCCUCUGGAAAUUGAAUGUGCACCAUGGAGUCAACGGUUCAGUUGUGUUCAAAGGGCAGUUGCCUUGUGCCUAGGUGUUAGUGCUCACGAUGUCAGACCGAUUUCAGAGUCCCUUACAACGAUCAUCUGCGCUAAAAGGUGUGGCCACAGACAUUAGCCAACUGAUGGAGAAUCUUGAUACCAAUGAGCUACGUCUGGAAGGAGAUGAUGUGGACUUUGAUUCUGGCAAUGAUGCGAGAGAACCCAUUGGCUCUCAGAUUCCAUUCUCAGCCAUUUACAAGACCAAAUCCUUCAAGGAACCUGAGAUUCAGGUGUACCUGACUGGAGAACCAAUCAAAGUCCAUGUUUUGGAGGUGGAACGAUUCACAUCUACAUCAAAGGUCCCAAGUCCUAACAUCUACACCGUUGAAUUGAAACAUGGAGAGUUCACCUGGAAGGUCAAGAGGAAAUUCAAGCAUUUUCAAGAUCUUCACAGAGAGCUUCUCCGAUACAAAGCCUUCCUCCGCCUGCCAAUCCCGACACGCAGCUACACAGUGAGGAGACAGACAGUGAAGAGAGGGGAGCCCCGGAGUAUGCCUUCUCUGCCUCGCAGUUCAGACCUCAUCAUUAGAGAGGAACAGAUCUCGAGCCGCCGGAAGCAACUGGAAGAUUACUUGACCAAGCUGCUGAAGAUGCCUAUGUACAGGAAUUAUCAUGCGACGAUGGAAUUUAUUGGUGUCAGUCAGCUCUCAUUCAUUCAUCAUCUGGGACCUAAGGGCUUGGAAGGUUUUGUAAUGAAACGUUCAGGGGGCCACAGGAUUCCAGGCCUCAACUGUUGUGGGAGAAGUCAAAUCUGUUAUCGCUGGUCCAAGAGGUGGCUGGUAGUGAAAGAUUCCUUCCUCUUGUACAUGAAGCCAGACUCAGGAGCGAUUGCCUUUGUUCUGCUCGUGGACAAAGAGUUCAGCAUCAAAUUGGGAGCCAAGGACACUGAGACUAAGUAUGGUAUCAGAAUCGACAAUCUAUCCAGGACUUUGAUCAUCAAAUGCAACAAUUACCGUCACGCUCGCUGGUGGGGUCAAGAGCUUGAGGAGUUAAUUAAUAAACAUGCCAAAGUUUUCCUUGAGGACCAACGUUUCAAAUCUUUCGGACCUGUGCAUGAAAAUACGCUGUGCAAAUGGUAUGUAAAUGCUAAGGGAUACUUUGAAGAUUUGGCAGAUGCUUUGGAAGAUGCAAAGGAGGAAAUAUUCAUCACAGAUUGGUGGCUGAGUCCAGAAAUCUUUCUCAAGAGGCCGGUGGUGGAAGGGAAUUAUUGGAGGCUGGACUACGUACUCAAACGCAAAGCUCAACAAGGAGUGAAGAUUUUUGUGAUUCUCUACAAAGAGGUGGAGCUUGCACUAGGCAUCAACAGUGAAUAUAGCAAGCGGACACUAAUGCGCCUUCAUCCCAACAUUAAGGUGAUGAGACACCCAGACCAUGUCUCCUCCACUGUGUACCUGUGGGCACACCAUGAGAAGAUCGUUGUCAUUGACCAGUCGGUUGCGUUCGUUGGUGGCAUUGACUUGGCAUACGGGAGGUGGGACGACGAUGAGCAUCGGCUGACUGAUGUGGGCAGUGUCUCACGGAAUGUCUGCUCUCAAUCCAUUGCACCCAACAACCAAACAGCACUCAGUACUCUCGCUGGGAACGAGGAAGACCAGACACCCAAAGCGAAGGUGACACUUGAAAAGAGUACAGAGGGAGAGGAUGAGGUGGACUCAUCCAGGAUGAAGGGUAUCGGCAAGUCUAGAAAAUCCUUCCCCAUGCUGAACCUAGUCAGACAACUGCAACGACAGAACUUGGAGCACUGCGACAGUGUGAGUAGCAUCGAUAGCACAGAGCAUGGUUGGUUUAACUCUUCCAACAGCCAGUGGAACUUAAUCAGGGAUAGGUUGCCCAACUUGAAGAGAUUGUAUCACCAUGCCAGCAGCCCCAGCCCCUCUCGACCGGAGAACGACAGGAAUUCAGAAUGUGGUCCACACGCAAAUAUCGAUGAAUUGGUCGGACAGACGAGGUUCUGGCAUGGGAAGGACUAUUGCAACUUUGUCUACAAGGACUGGGUCCAGCUGGACAAACCAUUUGACGAUUUCAUUGACCGUUACAACACUCCCAGAAUGCCUUGGCAUGACAUUGCUUCAGUGGUGCAUGGGAAGGCCGCUCGCAGUGUGGCACGGCAUUUCAUCCAACGUUGGAACUUCACAAAGAUUGUUAAAGCAAAGUAUCGGCCUGUGUCCUACCCAUAUCUUGUGCCAAAAUCAAUGUCAACAGCAAAUGAGUUGAGGUACCAAGUACCUGGAUCAGUCCAUGCUCGAGUGCAGGUGCUGCGAUCAGCUGCUGACUGGUCAUGUGGGAUCAAGUAUCAUGAAGAAUCAAUUCACAACGCAUACAUACAUGUUAUUGAAAACAGUAAACACUACAUCUACAUUGAGAACCAGUUCUUCAUCAGUUGUGCUGACAACAAGUACAUCUUCAAUAAAAUUGGUGAUGCCAUUGUACAGCGAAUCCUGAGGGCUUACAGGGCGAAGCAGAGGUUUCGUGUCUAUGUAGUGACGCCCCUGAUGCCAGGUUUCGAAGGAGACAUCUCGACAGGGGGAGGGACUGCAAUCCAGGCUGUCAUGCACUUCAACUACAGGACCAUCAGCAGAGGAGAAAACUCAAUUAUUGAACAACUGAAGAAAGAAAUGGAUGAUCUGUGGAUCAAUUAUUUCUCCGUAUGUGGUCUCCGGACCCACGUGGAAUUGAACGGACGGUUGGUCACUGAACUCAUCUAUGUCCAUAGCAAAAUGCUGAUUGCAGAUGACAACACAGUCAUUAUCGGUUCAGCAAACAUCAAUGAUCGAAGUAUGCUGGGAAAGAGAGACAGUGAGGUCGCGGUGAUUGUGGAGGAUACAGAGUUUGUGCCGUCGGUGAUGGAUGGGGCAGAGUACCAGGCUGGGAAAUAUGCUCUGCACCUCCGACUACACUGCUUCAAGCUUAUUCUGGGGGCUCUAAAUGAUCCAACCAUCGAUGUGCAAGACCCCAUCAGUGAGAAGUUCUUCAAAGAAGUCUGGAUUCCAACCAGUGCACGGAAUGCUACAAUAUAUGAAAAGGUCUUCCGGUGUCUCCCAUCAGAUCUCGUGAGGAACAACAUUGAGCUGGCAGAGUUCAGUACCAAAGCGGGCCUGCACGAAGAAGAUCCAGAAAGAACGGUGGAAGAACUGAAGAAGAUCCGGGGAUUCUUGGUGCAAUUCCCAUUCUGCUUCUUGUCUGAGGAGAACCUCCUUCCAGCAUUGAGUACGAAAGAGCGGAUGGUCCCAAUGGAGGUGUGGACAUGAGGGAACAAGGGAGAAUGACAGAGAGAGAGCAGGAGGUUCCUUGUCCACAAAGAGCAGGGACACAGCAACCUGGUUGUCUUCCUAUUAUGUCCAAUAGUGGUGAAGGUAUCUAUUGGAGACCAAUAUUAUGGUGAAGAGUUGAGGAGUUAGAUCAAUGAUUUCAUAACUCAGGAUAAUUUAACCUUGGCAGUGGUGCUAAAAGACAAAUAGGAUCCAUCCACUCAAAGUUCAACCCAGGGACAAUGAAGUGGAACUUAUGAAUUUUUAAAAUCCUUGUUAUCACACAAAGCAGACACUAAACAUGGAGGAAUUCAAACUUUUAAACAUCUGUCUCUAUCGGACUUGAUUGAAGAUUUUUUUAACCUUUCUCUUGGUGUGAAUUGUGAUUUCCUCAUGGCGCACAUGUGGGUCAAUGCUGGGGAGUGGAACUUAACGUUGUCUCCAACACUCUCUGACACUUGCCUACUUCAACUGAAGAAUGGUCAGUCUUAGCUUAGAGCUCCAGUAACUCUGCCUCAGAAUUGUUCCACAGUCUGGACCUCCCUGCCAGGUCUCCAUUUUCCCAACUGAUCCCACCUACGGCCUGUUUCUUUUUUGUCACCUUGGGGCCUUGGGAAUGUCUCCAGCGGGUCAGUGUAAGGUCAGAAACCCUUCCUAUCAGGGGAAAUAGUUCACUUUCUCCCUUCCGCAUCAUUCGAGCCUCGACCUACUGAACUCUACACAGUCAGGUCCGAGUUAGGGCAGUUUUGUCACACAGUAUUUACACACAAGAUUCAGCAGUUUCUGCUCCCUGCUGGAGCACCACACACGCCUGCUCUCACAUUUCUUCACCAUAUCCCUCUAUUCCUUUCUCCCUCAAUUGUUUAUCCUGUUUCCCCUUAAAUCGAUUUGUACUCUUCACCUCCCUCUGGUAAUGAACUCUACAUUCUCAGCUGUUUCCAAAACAAAAUUGCCACCUCUCUCACCAGGGAGAGAGAUAUCGUACUGUUUUCUGUUAUUGUCAUUUUUGACCAACAGAGAAAUAAUUUCCAGUUCCAAAGAGACCUAUUUGAGUUCCAAUCCUCCCUCCACAGAGGCUGAGUUUCUCCAGGACUUAAUGUUUUAAUUUCAAAUCUCCAGCAUCCACUAUGUGUAGAUCUUAUUUUAUUAAUAUAUAAUAUAAUAGACAAUGUUUUGUUUUAAUUGAUAGUUAACUGUUGGUCAUCAUGCAACUAUGAAUU